CCAUAUAUGUCCGGCUCCUUGAGGUGCGGGGAUGUAGUCAAAAUAUAUCGAGAUUCAAACCGCUACAAGACAUUUCAGUUCCUUUUUGCUCGAAAGGAGACUGUACUCUGCUUUCUGUCGAGUAUAUGGGCUUGGAGCUUCACAAGGGGGACCAACGAAAAUUCAGAUGAGCAUUCCAGCAGCAGUAUGGGCAGAGAAAUAGUUGAAAAACCUCUCAAAGUACAGAUGGAACCAAUCGAGCUGGCACCUUGAAGCUUGCUUGUGGACUCUAUAUCUUGACGCGGCUUACCAUCUCCUGUUUCUAUUUCCAUCGAAAAACAUUCACUGUCACGCAGUUCGGUCGACAACGAUCUUCGAAGGAAUUGAAGUAACCACUCCGCUCGUAUACAGCUCGUCCUCGUGCCCUCUAUCUUGAUCUGAAGAUGUCCGAAUUGAAUUAUGAGAUAAUCCCCAGCCUCGGGCGUUGAUAAAUGCUAUUAAAUUGGACAGAAUACUGGUAACUAAAUCAGUAGUUCCAUAAUCUCAAUCCUCGAGGUAAGUUUCUCGAACUCGAUUUCGAAAUAUUCUUUUUCAAGAAGUAGUUAAGAAGACAGCAUCGAUUCGUAACCUCGAUAACUUCCCUAGCUUUAAAUUUACUCAUUUAUAAUAGAUACCGGCUUCUAAACAUGGGGCCCAUUUUGACCAAUGUAACAAGGACAUUAUAUUAGGCAAGACAUGAAGUUGUUGCUCUGAACUUUGAGACAAAGUAAGAUGUUUUAGUCAACUGGUAUAAAUCAAUUGUUCCCGAGUGAUCGAAAAGGACAGUUUGAGAACUUAUCCUAAACUCUGCCUUACUCAUCGUCAAUAAUUUUGAAAGUCGCACAUCUUUAGGUGAUCUUUGUGAUUUACUUUGUAAAUUUGAUCUUCAGUGUCUCCAUGUUCCCAAUAUGAUUGUAAGGCGAACAGCCCAUAUUCUCUAAUGGAAAGUUUUUUUGCUCUGAUGAAGCAGCAAUAAACUUGCAUUCACUGCCUCUCUUGUUGCAGUAGACAUCUAUCGGAAAGUUUUUUUGCUCUGAUGAAGCAGCAAUAUACUUGCAUUCACUGCCUCUCUUGUUGCAGUAGACAUCUCAGAUUUUAUCAACUUGUCUUGUAUGUUAUCUUAUGCACGAAAAUUUUCAAGCUUACUCCAGAUUCUGGUGAAUUCUGUGUACGUCAUCCUCUAAGAUGGCCUCUUAAUGAGAUAGCAAAGUUUUCAAGCUGCCACCAAGUUGUCGCAACGAGUUCUAGAUUCUGAACUCAAGAAGAGCUGUCUGUAGAUAAGCUGAGCAGUCCCGGCCAAAGACAAUUCCAAUGUAAUGAGUUGUGGAACUGUCAACACAGAACACACAAUCACAAUAUAAUCAGAGAUUCCGGAGACCAAGGCUAUAUGGAAUGCGAAGACAGUGCACAGAUGACGUAGCUCAAGUUGGGCUCUCGCCAUAUUACAGGUUCAAGCUUGAGAGACUUCAUUAGAAGAAACCGGUGACACAACUGCGGUUUGCAAAAGGAGAUGACAGUGUAAUUCUCGAAAUGACAGUAAAAUCUGGGAUUGCCUCCAAAUCACUUUUGCUGGGAAUAAGAGCCAUGGAACUGUUUCGUGAUGCGCUGGGAUAAGGGUCUACGAGAUGGUCAAUUCUCGAAAUGACAGUAAAAUCUGAGAUUGCCUCCAAAUCACUUUUGCUGGGAAUGAGAGCCAUGGAACUGUUACGUGAUGCGCUGGGAUAAGGGUCUACGAGAUGGUCUUACGUACUAGGUCUGACACUGGCACUGGUGUACGAGGUCCAGUACAACAGCAAGAUCUCAGCCGCUACAGCGCGUGCCAUUAAACAAUCUACCGACCAGCGCCGAAUGUUGGCAUGGCAAAUCUCGAAACUCGGCAUGGCAGCAAGCUGAGCUCAAGCUUGAUGACAUUUCACUCGUCGGGGCUGUCGCAAGAUCAUGGCAUCCGUCGGCCAGAGCCUCACGUAAUAUUAUGCAUCGAAAUAUCUGCUCCUUGAACUUUCCGCCUUCGGGCAACGAUGUACGAGGGUUCCACUUUUCACUAUAGCCACCAAUGUCUGGACGAUGUGGUCGAAAGCCGCGAUCUCCUGAGCUUUGAAUGUUCGCAGGAAACGGAAGCUCGUCCCGACGACGGUCAUGAGCGAGUGUGCGAGUGUGCGAGAGUGUGAGGGACCGAGCCACUGAGCGACCGAAAGGUAGCAAGCAAGAUUGAGGAACCCGAAAGCGACCUUCAGAGAGUCAAACGAAUCAACAUGACUCGACAGCGUGAGCAUUUAUGCGCGCUGAGUAGAGCAAGUGUCCGAGACGGCUUGUACUUAGCUUGGACCCCGUCAAUCAUCAUCACAGCAGCCAAUUUUGGUGUUCAGCAGUCGGUGCACGAGAUUGCUCCUGUAGCUGGUCAUGACCGGGGCGAAUAUGAACAUGUAUAUAAUCCUGCUUGCUCUGUUAGCUGUCAGCCGAUUAUAAGAACCUCUCUCGAGGCUAUUAAACGACAAAGCGUCUGUAGACAAAUACUAGUAUAUGUCCUCCUCAUGUACACGAGCCCCUGGACCUUGUUUACGUGGAUGGCAGCGCCAUCUCAGACUGGUACGUACAUACUUGUACUCCUAUCUCUCUCUCUCUCCAGAUCUCUCACUCCCUCACUCACUCAAUCACUCACUCACUCACUCACUCACUUACUCACUGAGCUUGCGCUUCACUUCAUGCGUCGGUUAGCUUCCUGGGCCUGCCUGCCUGCCUCCCUCGAGCCCUCCUUCCUGCCUGCCCUCACCUCCCCUCCCCUCCAUUCAUGCUUGCACUUCACUACUUGUUGACAAGUCCGGGGAUGGAAACGACUAUCACGAGUAGCUAGCUAGCCUUUACAGGUAAUGCUGUAAAAUAGUUACGCCUGCCAAGAUCGAUCACGAGAGGCCUCACAGGGCUCAUCAUGAAUUCCAACACUGUGCAUGCGCUGCGGGGUCUAUAUAGCCUGCAGGUGGCCGAGUAUCUUUCACAGCCGACGAAGACCCGGGUGUCAAUUUACAUACCUAGUACGUCUCCGACCCACCUUCGCCUCGCCCCUUGCUUAUAAGCCCCAAUGCCGAUCAGAGCUCCGAAUGAUCCAGCCCCACCACCAGCGGUACCUUUUGAGCCUCAGGAGUCUGUCUGCUGCUGCUGCAGGGUCUGGUCAUGGGGGCGAGUGAAAUGUGGCUCUUGCAAUGGACCGAUCGAUAACACGUUCGGAGAGUGAUCAUGAUGAACACCAACAGCAGCAGACCUAGUGACGGCCGUGGUGAUCGGAAGGACUACAUGGCAGGAGCUAAGCUGCUGUUGCAGCUGCAAUGAAACUCAUUGUGAACCAUUGCAGCCUAAGCAGGUGCUCUUCUUCGAACGAUGGGAGGAGGCAUCAUCUAACAGGAAAAGCCAGGCAUAUAACUAUUAAUCUCAGAAUUUGCCCCGAGUUGUAAUCCACUCGUAGCAUUCAAGUAGUGAUUCGUUUUUGGAUGAACUAGUCCUAAGCUAAAUAUUAUUCAAGCGAUUGAGAUACAUUGAUGUAAUAGAAGCUUCUUCACAUAAUAGAAGUUAUCUACUACUACGUCAAGCGAGCUAUCAGCUGUAACGGCAGCAGUGUAAUUUUGCCUUCCUUGCUUGCUCAUAUUUCGAGAUGAGAUGAGGCUCAUGACCCAGCCAGAUAGAGAGAUUCAACAAACAUUGUCCCACCGUGGCCCCUGGUGACCCAUAGGUAGCUGCAAUUUCAGCAGUUGCUGAUUUUUUUUCAGUAAAUCAUCAUCCUCAUCUCACAUUUGUCACGACCUCCCAAUCGUAUUAUCAUGCGUCUCCAAAGUAUCCAUCUGCCUCCUCCAUGCAAAUCAGUGGAUUCUACUCGUUGAUUAUCCGUCUGUACAGCUUCACUGCUCGGAAUAUGCAACUGAACAACUCCAUCCGCUCGAACAAUAUGUACUCCCUGUGCUCUCAAAUUGCAGUCAGUCUCUGGGUCAUUCCUGUACUUGUGGAGCUCGAGAUAAAUCUGGAAACACUACGUCGACUGGUCACGAAACAAACCACGAAGAUUUCAGAACCUCUACCCGUUUGAAAAAUCUCUGCCAUCAUUAGUUGGAAUGGACUGUUUACUGGACAGAGGCUGGACCAAGCAAUCAGCGUUCUGGUCUCUGAUCGUGGAUGUGGUUCAGCAACCCAUCCAGUUUUCUUCAUCUUGAAAGAAUGUUUUCCAAAAUCUUCUCAAUUCCUGUACUUACGAAAAUCUUGGCAUGUUCUCGGAAUUCAAAUGUUCAAUUGACUCACAGUCACAUCGAGCU
Messenger RNA from Marchantia polymorpha subsp. ruderalis, 4313 nucleotides. Lineage: Eukaryota; Viridiplantae; Streptophyta; Marchantiopsida; Marchantiales; Marchantiaceae. The record is from the annotation of a GenBank genome assembly.